AUGCCACGUUACAGUGUCGUCACUCUCCAAGUUUACGUUCAGAAAAGCCGAUUAGUUUCAGAAGACAUAAGUCUGUCACCGGGACAAACGUCGUUGAAUAUCGGAUGUUUUCUAUUCGACAUAUUCUAUCAGAAAUAUUGUUUCGAACUGAUUUCAAUCAACGCGGAAACGGCCAUGUAUCAUCUUUGGAGAUGGAUGUGUGUGAACACUGAACCAGUUCCUCGAAUAGACGUAAAAUGGUCGAGCUGGUCAGCUUGGUCGGACUGUUCAGCAACCUGCGGUGAAGCGGUCCAGAAACGCCAACGAUACUGCGAAAAUGCUAAACCGUAUCCCGAUAAAGGUUGUGAAGGAAAUCUAUAUGAGACGAGAAGCUGUUCUUUGGCUGAGUGUACAGGUAAGGAUAAAUGGAGACAGUCGAGGAGUGCAGUUUCCUACAAAGUCAGAGGUUUCGCUGAGGAGGAAGAGGAGCCAUCUGGGACAGGUCUCGUGGUGAACCACUGA
Molecule: messenger RNA, 501 nt
Organism: Cooperia oncophora
Lineage: Eukaryota; Metazoa; Nematoda; Chromadorea; Rhabditida; Trichostrongylidae
Source: the annotation of a GenBank genome assembly